AGAUUGAUCUAUGUCUAUCGAGGAGGACAAUUAUGAUUAUCUAUUCAAAGUUGUUCUCAUUGGCGAUUCCGGAGUCGGCAAAUCGAACUUGCUCUCACGAUUCGCUCGAAAUUCAUUCAAUUUGGAAUCGAAAACCACUAUUGGAGUCGAGUUUGCAACAAGGACAGUUGAGAUUGACGGUAAAUUGAUAAAAGCUCAAAUAUGGGACACUGCUGGUCAAGAACGAUAUCGUGCCAUCACCUCCGCCUACUACAGAGGAGCAGUAGGAGCGCUCCUAGUAUAUGACAUAUCUAAACAAAAUACGUUGGAUUCCUGUGAACGAUGGCUACGUGAAUUACGGGAGUACUCUAAUGAAAGUGUUUCGGUAAUGCUGGUUGGGAACAAACUCGAUUUGCGACACUUCCGCGCCGUUCCGACAGAAGUGGCAUUGAAGUAUGCAGAAAAGAACAAUCUAUCCUUCAUAGAGACGUCAGCGUUGGACAGCACAAAUGUCAACGAAGCAUUCACAGCGAUUCUGACUCACAUUUACAAGACCGUGGCGAGCCGACAUGUGAGCAUUCCUUACGACGCGGGAUCGAAAGCAGAUUUGACAAAACCAAAACCUGAGAAAAAAUGCUGUCCAAUAAAUUAACUAUAUUUGUGUUGCUUAUCACAUGUCUUAAAAACUGCAGAU
Messenger RNA from Cylicocyclus nassatus, 673 nucleotides. The record is from the annotation of a GenBank genome assembly. Lineage: Eukaryota; Metazoa; Nematoda; Chromadorea; Rhabditida; Strongylidae.